AGGGAUCAAUAGAGAGAGAGAAGGCGGCCGUAGAGGGGGGGAAGGAGUCCAAAAGAGAGAGGGGAAGGUGGGGACAUAGAGGGGCGAUAUCGAGAGGGGGGAGUGGGAACUCGGAUGAGAGUGAGAUGGAGAGAACUGGGGCAGCACAGAGUUAGUCGGGGGGUCGGGGGGGGUUGGAGCCACAGAAUCCGGAGGAGGUCACCAUGACCGAUGAAGGAGGGGGCCGCUAUGACUGGAGCAGCCCAGAGAGACGGGCUCUCCUGGAGAAGGUCUUCUUCAGAGAGUCAGAUUUCAUCCGGGCAGGCUCGGAGGAGUGUCAGGAGUUCUGGAGCUUUCUGGAACGUUACCAGAGAUUCCAGGAGAGACAGAGGGGGAAAGACAGGGCCGGAGAGGGAGAGAGGGCCACGAGGGAAAGAGGCGCGGGGUUGGACCUGCCCCUGGUGUACGACCCCAGCUACCGGAUCAACCUGUCGGUGCUACCGGCGCCCGUGGGGGGGCCCUCGUUCGGCGUGCCCCCCGAGGAGCGGCGCGCCUUCCGCCGGGCGCUGCGGCACUACGCCUCCUUCGGGCAGCGGCGGGCGCUGAGCCGGUUGGCGGCGCUGGCCGCCUCGCGGCGGGCCCUGCCCGUGGCCGCCCACCGCGCCCGGCUGCUGGAGCUGACCGGCGGCGGGGGCGCGGCGUGCCUGGUGCUGGCCGGGGAGACGGGCAGCGGCAAGUCCACUCAGGUGGCCCAGUACCUGGCCGAGGAGUGGGAGGCCAGGGGCGAGGGGGGCCGAGUGGCCUGCACCCAGCCCCGCAGGGUGGCCUGCGUCUCGCUCGCCCGGCGGGUGGCCCUGGAGUGCCUGCGCCCCUCCUGGGUGGGCUACCGCGUCCGCUUCGGGGCCUCGGUGCCCCCCGGCGGCGCUCGCAUCCUCUUCCUGACCGAGGGGCUGCUGGUGCGCAGGCUCCAGGGCCGGGGGGCCGUGGGCUUCCGGGCCGUCCUGCUGGACGAAGCCCACGAGCGACGGCUUCACACUGACCUCCUGCUUGGCGUCCUGAAGGGGCUGCAGUCGAGUUGCCCCUCCCUCCGCCUCGUCCUCAUGUCGGCCACCCUCGACGUCGGCCUCUUCUCCCGCUACCUGGGGCACUGCCCCGUCCUGCGGGUGCCGGGCAGACUCUUCCCCAUCAAGGUGAUUUACCAGCUUCCAGAGGAGGAGCAGGAGGCUGGGGAUGGCGUGGACCCAGGGCCGUACCUGAGGGUGAUGCAGGCCAUCGACCAGCAGUACCCUCCUGAGGAGAGGGGGGACCUGCUCAUCUUCGUCAGCGGGGUGGCCGAGAUAGGCAUCGUGGCAGGGUCGGCGCGCACCUAUGCCAACCCCCCGCUCCCUCACCAGCACUGGAUUGUACUCCCGCUGCACAGCGCCCUCUCUGCGGAGGAGCAGGACAAGGUUUUUGACGUCGCUCCUCCGGGGGUCAGGAAAUGUGUUGUUGCAACAAACAUCGCAGAGACAUCGGUCACAAUCGAUGGUGUUCGCUUCGUUGUGGAUUCCGGGAAGGUGAAGGAGAUGAGCUACGAACCAACAGUUAAACUGCAUCACCUGAAGGAGUUCUGGGUCAGCCAGGCCAGCGCCGAGCAACGCAAGGGACGGGCCGGCCGCACAGGCCCUGGGGUCUGCUACCGACUCUACGCCGAGUCCGAUUACGCCGGCUUCGCCCCCUACCCCGUGCCUGAGAUCCAGCGGGUCGCCCUCCACUCCCUGGUGCUGCAGAUGAAGAGCAGGCUGGGGGACCCGCGAACCUUCCCCUUCAUUGAACCCCCGCCCCUGACGAAGAUCGAGACGGCCAUCCAGUACCUGCAGGAGCAGGGGGCCCUCGACUCGGAGGAAGAGCUGACGGCUCUCGGGAAACUCCUGGCCCUGCUCCCUGUCGAUGUGGUCAUCGGGAAGAUGCUGAUCCUGGCCUGUCCCUUUGAGCUGGUGGACCCAGUCCUGAGCUUGGCCGCCGCCCUCAGCCUGCAGUCUCCCUUCGUGCGGGGCCGCCAGGCCGGUCCCGACUGCUUGGCUGCCCGCGGGACCCUGGAGAGCGACGAGGGAGACCCCUUCACUCUGCUGAAUGCCUUCGAGGAGUGGCUGCAGGUGAGAGUGGAGAGGAAGGAUUCCCGGAAAUGGUGCCGUCGCAGGGGUGUGCAGGAACACCGGCUGUUUGAGAUGCUCAACCUCAGGCACCAGUUCAAGGACCUGCUGAUGGAGCACGGCCUCCUGAGGAAGGAGGACCGCCGACGAGAACUGGGGGGGCUCUGGCGAGCCAAGAGGCGGCGCGAGGAGCGGCCCGAGCGCCGGCGCAAAGUGCUUCGGCUGGGGGAUGGCGACGAGGCAGUCUCAUCGGACGAAGACGCGCCCAGCGUCUGCUCCGAGCGGCGUGGCGGCCAGAGUCCCCCAGGGUCAGUGCGGGUGUUUGGGGUUAACGGAGAGUCUGCAGUUGACAUCGGGGCGCCCGCUCGCCCCGAGCAACAGUAG
Messenger RNA from Stegostoma tigrinum, 2495 nucleotides. RefSeq names its product DEAH (Asp-Glu-Ala-His) box polypeptide 34 (gene dhx34). Gene Ontology annotation, biological process: nuclear-transcribed mRNA catabolic process, nonsense-mediated decay. Gene Ontology annotation, cellular component: intracellular anatomical structure. Gene Ontology annotation, molecular function: helicase activity; RNA binding. NCBI's taxonomy places the organism in Eukaryota, Metazoa, Chordata, Chondrichthyes, Orectolobiformes, Stegostomatidae. The record is from RefSeq and is a predicted model, not a curated record.